UAUACGAAAGCACAAUCAUUUCGCUUCAUGCGCUCGGCCAAGCUGGUCAAAUGUUGAACAAAAGAUGUCUUCACGCUCAAUUUUGUUCUUGCUUGCAUGUGACUCACAAAUUGUAUUAGUGCUUAAAGAGGGAAGAGGAAGAGUAAACGAAAAAAAAUCGUAAUAAUAUCAACUAUAAAAGUAGCAAGAUCAGUUGGCAGCUGUAACAGACAAGCUGUUGACAGACAAAUAGACGACCAUCACAGACCACUGUUAAAAGACACAGUAGGUUGCGCAAAAAGCAGUCCCGUUAAUUUUAAUGUUAACUAACUCUCUUAUGACGUCACAUAUUCAGAUUAGAUUCAUUAGUGCGCGCACUCAAUUAAAGCAUAGUCUGAGAUUUUGUUGUUUACAACUAAUAAAUAAUUAUAAUCAAAAACCAAAAAUGAAGUGUUCGGUGCUAAAUUGUAAGAACCAUUAUGAGAAAAAUGAUAUUUCUUUUUUUUUUUUCGUUUCCUUUAGAUAUUAAGCUGAAGAGGAAAUGGAUGGAGUUCUGUGGAAAGUGGCCAAGACAAAAUAACUGCCCAAUUUGGAAAGUGUGCGAGGCACAUUUUGAAUCAGAAUGCUUGAUAGGCAAAGUUCAAUGUGGUCCUGGCUUCUCAAGAAAGCUGCUCCUCAAGCCAGGCGCCGUGCCAACAAUUAAAGCCGACCCUGACGGCGCUAAUAUAAGGCACCGUACACAGCGCUCGGAAGAUCAUAAGAGGCGGCAACUAGUUAAACAAAUUCUAGCUAAUAAAGAAAAUGUAUGUGAGCCUGCGGUUAUUGAAGAAGACAAUGUUCGACUAUUGGAAGCAGAAACGUUAUUAGAGGAUAUAAAUAAUAAUAAUGUUUUCCAAAAUGAGUUGAAGGAACGCAUAAUGCUCUUGGAAAGCCAAAUAAGAGCAUUGCAAUCAGAAAAUCAGAAGCUGCAAACUGCUUUACGUGAUAAAGGCUACGCACAUGAUAAAGAGUUGCGUAAAAAGGAGUUCGAAUUUAGUGAACUACAAAGAAAGUUCGAAAAAGUGGAAAACGACUCCAAAAAUAUGGAAAACAGCCUGAAAAUAAUAUUUACAGAAAGGCAAAUAACAAAAUUGAAAAAUAAAGACCGAAGGCAAAAUUGGAAUACUGACGACAUUGCCAGGUCAAUAAUAUUUUAUUCAGCCAGUCCAAACGGAUACAGACUGCUGCGCAGGAAUAAUUUUCCACUUCCUGCAAUAAGAACUUUGCAGCAUUGGGCUCAAAAAAUUGAUAUAUGCCCCGGAAUUUUGGCGCCAGCUGUAAGAAUUUUAAGUGCAACUAUCCAUAUGUCCGAAAUUUUGAGUUUCGAUGAAAGGAAAGUGCGCAGUGUUUAUACAUACGAUAAAUCUGCAGACUCUACAUUGCCGCCUCUAACUAUGUGCAAGUUGCAAUGCUGCGAGGUUUUUCUUUGAUGGCAGAAGAGUUUACGUCUUUGCCGAUGUGCCGCAUCUAAUAAAAUUGAUAAGAAAUCAUUUUAUAGAUUCCGAAUUUAUAAUUAAUGGGAAAUCCGUUAAUGCAGCUAUCAUAUCGGAGCUUUUAAAUAAUUUUGCGGGUGACUUGUCCAU
Drosophila mojavensis is the source of this 1601-nucleotide messenger RNA. RefSeq names its product transposable element P transposase. The record is from RefSeq and is a predicted model, not a curated record. Bases 459 to 1448 code for a protein of 329 amino acids. Lineage: Eukaryota; Metazoa; Arthropoda; Insecta; Diptera; Drosophilidae. The transcript has 3 exons.